Phlebotomus papatasi is the source of this 1523-nucleotide messenger RNA. RefSeq lists its product as uncharacterized. The record is from RefSeq and is a predicted model, not a curated record. The coding region runs from base 551 to 1210 and encodes 219 amino acids. Lineage: Eukaryota; Metazoa; Arthropoda; Insecta; Diptera; Psychodidae. The transcript has 5 exons.
AGAUUUUUUCUAAGCGUCACCACGCCACGCCGCCGUGUCAAGAGACGCAGGAAAAAAGGUGCCUCAGGUGAGAUAUUAUAAAAGUGAUAUAAAAUUUUGUGUUUUUAAGUGUUUGUAAUGGCAGUGAAUUGUGUAGAAGUGUGAUUGUGAAAUCUGAUUGUGUAGAAGUGUUGUGAAAGAAUCUGUAGUAAAUGUCUGGGGGUGCAUCUAUUCACCUUGAGACACCCAAUCGGUCAUCCCCACAUAAUUGUCCAUCCACUCACCACAAACACCUUCAGGCACGCAAGAUGAUCAUCCCCAGACAAAUAUCCCCUCACAAUUGUGCAUUUACUCGCCACAAACUCCUUCAGACACGGAAGAUGAUAAUCCCUUGUCGGGGGACAAGCAUAACCUCACAAUUGCGCAUCCAAUCACCAUAAAUACCUUCAGACACGCAAGAUGAUCGUCCCCAGAGAAACAUCCAGAGAAACAUGUGAUCAGUUUUGCUUGAUUGAUCGAGAAAUUCCGGAACUGGAUAUCUAAGUACGCGCGGACUCACGCAUUGUUGAAAAUGGCUGGACUACAAAUGUUAGUAGAUAUAAAAGAUUUGAUAUCGACUCUGAUUAAAAAGCAAGACGAAAGUGAUAAAAAAUUGGAUGAGGUGCAAAAAAUUGUUUUGGAGAUAGGUAAUAAGGUCUCCCAAUGCGCAACUAAGAUAAAAGAGUUGUCCGUGAAGCAGGCACGCUUGGAGGCAGCCACAAAGCUUAUUUAUGGGAAAAUUGCCGAUACGGCGUACAUUUUUCCCAUAAAUAGUUUGGAGGCUUUUUUCCAACUGGAAAAGGAAGUCGUGGAAGAUGGAACACGCCGGGCAGCAGUCGAAGCUGAAUUAAGGAAAAUUAUUCGCCAAAAUGAUGAAUUUUGGUUGGAAAAGGUGAUAGAGGUUGAGCUGCUAAAUGAGUUCACCGUGCAGAAAAUUAUAGGAAAACAUUCGCUCUUAGACUUCGCUGUGAUAAAAUAUUCAAUGAAAUGGUUAAAGUGCUCAAACUCAGCGCUGUCAAUCCUGUUGCGGAAACUGAAGGAUAGGAAUUACAAGAGGCAGAAACACGUAAAGAGGAAGGAACAGGAGGGCGAGGAAGUAGGGGAGGUGAUGGACAUGGCGAAGCAGUCUUCAGCAGUCGUCAACGAAGAAAUAACGGAGAUGUUAGUCGAAGAGGUGAACUAUGAAUACUAAUAAACUGCGUACCUUUAUCAUAAGAUCACUUUGUAGAGCUAAAAUUUUUUUUCUGUAUUCGUUUUAUUUAUAAUUUUUCUGCAAAACACUUUUAAUUGAAUUAUUUACAUGACCUUAUAGUAAUGGUACGCAUUUUAUGAUGAAUCUAAAAAUUACACAGCCAAUGAAGAAGCAUUUCUGACGUUUGGCUUCGGAGGCUGGGCACCAACACUAAGACGGCGGUAGACGCAGUAUUAUGUAUUUACAAUUAUUUUGAAUUAUUAUUAUGUACAAUUAAAUGGGAAAUAAAAUAAUUCAGUAAAAAAAAAUAAAA